AUGAGCGACUCGGAUCCCCAACCAUGGCAAGUCGCCUUCAACAAGGUGCGAACGCAAACCACCGCCGGGGUAGCUGCCGUUCGUAGACCGGCCACUUUGCUCGUCGCGAUCGAAGCCACGCUGGCACCUUCCUCGCAAGGUUCAGCUACGACGACACCGACGACGGGCGUCGUUCCCCCUGCGGCUUAUUUGGCCGCUCUCGUGUCGACUUUGAUCCAACUCGCGGGCGAUCCAGAAGCGGCGAAGGAGACGGGCGAGAAGCGUCAAUUGCUCGAAGCUACGCUGUACCUCCUAUCGAUCCUUUCACCCCACCUCGAAGCUACGACCCUCCGACCUCAGGUGAUGACCAUCGUUCCUACGCUUCCUCCACUCUUUACAUCUUUUAUGGGGCAUGCACCGGCGGUCAAGUCAUUGUUGGCGAUCGGUCAAGCGGCAUUAUCGAUCCUCUCCCUUUCCGUCUUGGAGAAGGAUUUGCACGUUAGAACGACCUAUGCGGCGAUCUUGAGUUUAUGCGAGGACGCAAGACCGAAAGUACGUCGAAGAGCACAAGAAGCCGUACAAGAGUUGUUGAAGAAACCACCCCCUCCUUCGACCGUACAUCCGUACAUGACCGAAUCGGCGAAUUGGAUCUUGAACAAGUUGCAAGACGCCGUCAAGGGCGCCAAGAGAGGGGGAAAGAAGGAGGCGAAUGCUCCCGCCGUUCAGGUCGGACAGGGUCAGAAGAAGGCGCAGAUGAUUGCCAAGGAGGUGGGAGGGAUCGAGCACGAGGCGAGUGGGGGUGCGGGGGAUGAAAGUAGGGCGAUCGCACUGUUGACGUUUGUGCGUAAUUUGGGGAAUGCUUGGAGCGAUGAGGUGAGUGGUGCAAAUUCUUGCGCGGAAUGACUGGCCCGAGACUUACAGCACUUUCCAUACCCCACUUUUUGUACACAGGCCACCCCUUCGCUCCUACCCAUCCUACUCUCGACCUUGACCCUCUCGUCGCAGCACCUCACCCUCGCCGCCUUGACCCUUCUCUCGCACCUCUUCUCGGCAUCUCGUUCCGCCGACUCGCUCUCGUCCAACUCGGUCCAAGAAACCCUCCUCGCUUUACUCGACGCCAAGCCGCGUGGAGGAUCGGGGGAGACGAAUGAGAAACUCCUCGCGGGAUGGGUCGAAGGCGUAGGCGAAGGACUCGUCGCUUUCGCCCGCACGAACCCCGAAUUAGCACAGACUCAAGCCGUCAAGACGUUCAAAGAGGUCUUGCCGAUUUUAUCGACUGCUCAAUCACCGGCUUUGAGGACCGCGACGGAGGCGGCGUGCGAGAUGGUCAUCAGGCAUUGUUUGUUGGAUCGUGAUGUGCUUGCGGCGGUGGAGGUCGUGAGGAAGAAGGGAACGAAUGGGGACGUUGAGCUCCAGGGAACGAAGGAAGGGCAAGCGACGUUGACCGUCGUCCAAGUGCUCGAAAAGGCGAUUACCUCCCCUCGCUUCGCUGCUGCGGCUCAACCUCAUGUAUUGGCCCUUGCGAAAGCCCUCUUCCUUCGUCUUCGAGUCCGCAUCCCUUCGGCUACCGAUUCCGCCCAAGCCGAUCCGGCAGCCUCGAUCCUUCUUCGGAAAACGCUCUUCCUCCUCUCCAAAUUACGCGAGGACUCGCAUUUCGAAUGGAAGCGCGCGCUCGAGGACGUUUUGGACGCCGCGAUCAAAGUCUGCGGGCCCGAAUCCGUCCUUGCGGUUCUACCUUUGGGGUUGGAAGAAGGUGCGAACCCGGCCAAAGCGAAGGCUUGGUUGUUACCUUUACUCAAACCGGCCAUCACGAACACCCGUCUCGCGCAUUUCAAAACGACGUUCGUACCCCUCUCGGCCGAACUGUUCGCCAAAGCCGAAAAGGCCAAGGAAGCGCAGAGGGGGAUGGAAGCCAAAGUGUGGGAGACGUUGGUCGGGCAGGUGUGGGCUUUGUUACCGGGUUAUUGCGAGUACGCGGUUGAUUUGGUCCGACAGGUCGAUGUUGAAUUCUUGGGCUUGGUCGCGAAUGUCGUUUAUGCUCAACCCAUGUUGAGACCCGCCGUUUUUAAGGCUUUGUCAACGCUCGUGGGGACGACCAAGACGUUGGCUCAAUCGACUUCGCCGAGCGAACUUUUGUACGCUCAAUUCGGGUUGACGCCGCAAGAGGGGAAGAAGGCGUUGAGCCAUUUACAGGGGUUGGCGGAGACGGUGUUGGGCAUCUCGUUCAACGUCUAUGGCAAGAUGGCCAGAGGGGAGGGAGGGUACAUCCUUUCGACCGUCGGGGAAUGGUUGGCGAUCUUGCCCGAACGGGAAUUGGUCGCGACCUUUGAGCGCGUCAAGGGUCUGUUGAAGCAGGCUUUGGAAGCGCAGCCUAGGUUCACCGCAACGAACAAGGCGUCGAUGCAGAAGGACGAGUCGGGUGUCAUCUCGCCUAUUCAUGCGUUGUUGGAUAUCCUCAUCACUAUGAUCCCUUAUGCCGCACCUUUCGAGAAGAGCUUCUUUGACUUGGCGAUGGGGGACGAGUUGUUGAAGGCUGAGGACGCGGCGGUACAGAAGAAGGCGUAUAGGAUUUUGGCGAGGUUGGCGGAGGAGAGAGGGGGGAACGUACUCGAGGGCAGGGUGGGGCACGUGUUGGAGAGUUUGGUGGAGGACAAGAGUGGAGUCGCGCAGGGGGCCAAGAGGGUCAGUUUGAGACGAGUACUUUGCCUUUUGGUGUUGGGGUGCGAUUGACACUGACUUGGUGACUUGGUGACUUGGUUUCCCGAUGCGAUCAGGAUCGCGUUCUUCUUCUUUCUACCCUCGUGCCCCUUCUUCCGUCGGACUCGUUGCACCACAUCCCCUCUCUGAUCCCCGAAGCCGUCCUGGGAACCAAGGAAUCGAACGAACGUACCCGCGAAGCCGCUUACGAGCUCGUCGUCGGGAUGGCGACCAAGAUGCAACAAGGUGGGACCUUGGCUCGACACAAGGUCAAAGGGAUGCGCGACGAGCACGUCGAAGGCAACGAAGGUGCCGAAGGGAUGGAAGAGGAUGACGUUCCCGCGAGCGUGGAGGAAUUCGUGACCAUGUUGAGCGCCGGCUUGGCCGGCCUCAGUCCGCACAUGAUCUCAGCGACCAUCACCUCCCUCUCGAGGGUCAUCUUUGAAUUCCAUGCGCACAUCCCCGAUCGGACCUUACGGCAAGUCGUCGAAACUUUGGUCGUGUUCCUGUCGUCGCCGAAUCGCGAGAUCGUUAGGAGCGCUUUGGGCUUCAUCAAAGUUUGUCUCGUCGUGCUCGAGGGAUCGUUGUUGGAACCGAGUCUGCCUCGAUUGGUACCGAAUCUGAUCAACUGGUCGCACGAGCAUUCGAAUCACUUCAAAGUCAAAGUCAGGCAUCUGUUGGAAAGGCUGAUGAGGAAGUUUGGGCACGAGAAGGUCGAGAGGUACGCUCCGGAGGAGGAUAGGAAGUUGGUGGCUAAUUUGAGGAAGAAGAUGAUGAGGAGCAAGAAGAAGAAGGCCGCGGCGGCGGCGCAGCAGGCGAGGGGCGAGGACGACGACGGGAGUGAGGUUGAGGUGAGUUUUUGGCCGUUCUCUAGAGUUAGCGGCCGGGAGGUUCGUAUACUUGGGGACACUGACUUGAGGUGAUUUGUGUCGAUUUUUCUGCGCAGGCCGCUCCUCGAGCGAACCCUCGUUCGGCGUACGACGAAGUCCUUUACGGUUCGGACUCGGACGCCUCCUCCGCUGCGUCGGACAACGAGCAAGCCCCCUCCACCAUCGAUCCUACGCAAACCGCUCCCUCUGGGGUCAAGAACCGAAAAUCGCAAAUGCGCAAACAGAAGCAACGCGAUGAAGGGACCUUCAUUCAUGAGGACGCGGACGAGGUGCUUGAUUUGUUGGACGAUCGAAUGAUGUCGAAUAUUUCAGCCGGGCAGGGGAUCAAGGGGAAGAAGGAGAGGAAGGAUUUGGAAAGACAUUUCAAGACGGAUCAGAAGAGUGGGAGGAUGAGGUUCGAUGAGGAGGGAGAGAAGGAGGUUGGAGGGGAGGUGAGAAUGAGGGAUCAGGAGGCGGAGGUGGGAGGAGAGGCUUCUUCUUCGAUGGGGGCGUAUCUCGAGGCGAUGAGGGGUGAGGAUGGACAUACCCUUGAUGCGAAGGGGAAAGCCAAGUUCAACAAGACGCAAGGCAAACGCGCUCGAUCGGGCGAAUUCGACGAUGACGAUGUCCACAUGGACGAUGGGACGGAAGUGGGCGCCAAGAGGAAGAAAAAAGGUGGACCUUCGUCGAGGGAGACGGUCAGGGUUGGGCACGAGUUCAAGGCCAAGAGGGCCGGUGGGGAUGUGAAGAAGAAUGGAAUGGAGCCGUAUGCUUUUGUACCGCUGCAGGCGGUGGCGGGCAAGAAGGCCAAGGGAGGGCCCAAAAUUGGGUUGACGGGGUUGAAGCGGGCCGGAGGUGGGAAAAGGUCGUAG
This is a messenger RNA of Microbotryum saponariae, 4417 nucleotides long. Lineage: Eukaryota; Fungi; Basidiomycota; Microbotryomycetes; Microbotryales; Microbotryaceae. The record is from the annotation of a GenBank genome assembly.